Molecule: messenger RNA, 4778 nt
Organism: Scatophagus argus
Lineage: Eukaryota; Metazoa; Chordata; Actinopteri; Scatophagidae
Gene: fbxl20
Product: F-box and leucine-rich repeat protein 20
Exons: 15
Coding region: 242-1552 (436 amino acids)
Biological process (GO): SCF-dependent proteasomal ubiquitin-dependent protein catabolic process
Cellular component (GO): SCF ubiquitin ligase complex
Molecular function (GO): protein binding
Source: RefSeq, a predicted model, not a curated record
CGAGCAGAUAAGAGAACUGGCUUAUUGGCUGACUGCUGCCUGUAGCCCACUUUUUUUUAAUCAGACACAAGAGGUCUUACCGUUUGUGCUACAGGGUGAAAAACAACGACACCGCACCCCCAGGAGCUACCGAGAAGACGGUAGCAUGAUAGUCGUGGAGGGGGAUCGGCAGGAAGAGGGCCCGUAUCUGCAUUUCACUUCGCCUACACCGAAUUCAUUGAGUCGGUAACCAGCGUCCGACAUGGGGAAGGAGGUAAAUGGUGUUUCGCGGAGUCGGUUUGAGAUGUUCACAAACAGCGAUGAGGCGGUCAUCAAUAAGAAGCUGCCCAAGGAGCUGUUGUUACGAAUCUUCUCCUUUCUGGAUGUGGUGACACUCUGUCGCUGUGCCCAGGUUUCACGGUCCUGGAAUGUUCUGGCCUUGGAUGGCAGCAACUGGCAACGAAUCGACCUGUUUGACUUUCAGAGGGACAUUGAGGGUCGGGUGGUGGAGAACAUUUCAAAGCGAUGUGGCGGGUUCCUUAGGAAGCUGAGUCUGAGGGGUUGCCUGGGUGUGGGCGACAGCGCCCUGCGGACUUUCUCGCAGAACUGCAGAAACAUCGAGCUACUUAGUCUGAAUGGAUGCACUAAGAUCACUGACAGCACGUGUAAUAGCCUCAGUAAGUUCUGUCCAAAGCUGAAGCACCUGGACCUCUCCUCCUGUACCUCAAUCACCAACCUGUCACUCAAAGCUCUCAGUGAGGGUUGUCCCCUGCUGGAGCAGCUCAACAUCUCCUGGUGUGAUCAGGUCACCAAGGAUGGCAUCCAGGCCCUGGUGCGUUCCUGCCCUGGACUCAAAGGCCUUUUCCUCAAGGGCUGCACACAGCUGGAGGAUGAGGCUCUGAAACAUAUCGGGGCUCACUGUCCAGAGCUGGUCACACUCAACUUGCAGACAUGCUCACAGAUCACAGACGAAGGACUCAUCACAAUUUGCCGGGGUUGUCACCGCCUGCAGUCUCUGUGUGUGUCUGGCUGUGCCAAUAUCACAGACGCCAUCCUGCACGCCCUGGGACAGAACUGCCCUCGCCUCAGAAUAUUAGAAGUGGCUCGCUGCUCUCAGCUUACAGACGUGGGCUUCACUACAUUAGCGAGGAAUUGUCAUGAGCUUGAGAAGAUGGAUUUAGAGGAAUGUGUGCAGAUCACAGAUGGAACACUCAUACAGCUGUCUAUCCACUGCCCUCGUUUGCAAGUCCUGAGCCUGUCUCACUGUGAGCUGAUCACUGAUGACGGCAUCAGACACCUCGGCAGCGGUCCCUGUGCUCACGACCGUCUGGAGGUGAUCGAGCUGGACAAUUGCCCCCUGAUCACAGACGCCUCGCUGGAGCACCUGAAGAGCUGCCACAGCCUGGACCGCAUCGAGCUCUACGACUGCCAGCAGAUCACUCGCGCCGGCAUCAAGAGACUAAGGACCCAUCUGCCUAACAUCAAAGUGCAUGCAUACUUCGCUCCCGUCACUCCUCCCCCCUCCGUCGGGGGCAGCCGCCAGAGGUUUUGCCGCUGCUGUGUCCUUCUAUGAUGUAAAGACAACAAUCCCCCUUUCCUCCCCCACCCUCUUGUCCCUCGUACACGUUCCCCGCAGCCCGUCGCUUGACCCCCCGACCUGCAGAGUACAUGCUGGUGUGUGUGUCCCCACCCCCAUCCCCCCUUUGGAGCUGCAGAGAGAGGGGAGAGGAAAAAAAAUUAACAAAAACAAAAACAUUCCCGAAUCUCUUCGCCACACAGUACAUGCACAACGGGCUUUUACACAAGCUCAUAUGCAGACACAUACACAGAUAGAAGAAUGUCAGAACAAUCCUGGUCUGUGUGUUCAGUGGACAAACCAGUAUUACAAAGAGGGUCGUGUAAAAAUCAGACGUGAUCGCCGCUGUUAAGGGAUUUUACUCUUCAUCAAGUGCAAACGAACUGCGUGAGAAGAUCUUAUGAUUUCGAAAUAAAAACAGCAUCUUUCCGUAUCUGAAGGGAGCUGUACUCUUUACUUAUUUAGCACUUUAGCACUCUAGACACAGAUUACAGUUAUAGCCUUCAGACAGAUUACACAUACUUCCCUCCAUACUGAAGGUCACUUAACAGCUACCUCCAGACAGGAACUGCACUUGAGUAAGACCUGUGUUAUUCUGCAGGCUGUUUAUUUAAAAAAAAAAAAAAAAAAACAAGAAAGGGGGGGUGGGGGUGCAGAUGCAGCCAGUAAACUCCUGACGACCCCCCAAACACACACGUAGAAACAGCAGAAGGCUUGUUUUGUGAUUUAUUUUAUUUUUUAAAGCAUACUUGCAGCUAUUUGCACUGACAGUAAAGCUCAGAAUUUAAGACCGGCAUUCAACUAACCACACAAACACACACCUUCACUUACACGCACACACUGAGCUUGCUACACCCGUACCUCCACCCCUCUCUCUCUCGCUCUCUCCGUCUCUCUGUUACAAUCAGAAGCUUCAAUAUCCUAAAGGAGAAAAAAAAGACAAAGUUUAAUAUUUUUCUAAAAAUGGACACCAAUUAAGACUCGCAAGCGUGGACUCGAGAAGAUGCCAAAUGUUGCAUGUAACACCUCUAGUUUUUUAAAAUCUAAUUGUAAAUAUAUUGUGGACGUGUGGAGUCCGAGGGUCGAAGCCAGCUAAACAACAGAUGCGAUGGGGCAGAGACUGUUGUCGACGGGUCUUGUGAAGGGAUCUGCGGUGAAGCUCGCACAUGGAUCCGUGUUGGAACAAGUGCUGGUCCUUUUUGACGGUCCGAAUGAGCCGGCGCCCGAUCUGGCGUUUGGCCGAAGAACCGAUGCUGGCCUGUGAAAGCUCACGUCAACAACAGAAAAGUUCUGAGGACAAAAAAAAAAAAAAAAGUCUGACAUCACUACAUAAAUUCACGCUGUCAGACCAGGACAACGGAAAGAAAAAGCCAACUGAAAACAAUCAAAGUACGUCUAUUUUUCAGUUAGUUUGACUUCAUUUAGUUGCUCUUGUUUUCGCAUUUCGGUGAAGGUUCUGAUGACAAGGAACUCGUGAACCAGUGGUGAGAGGACGUGCCCGACUUUGGUACGGCAUCGGCGACUCCUCGACUCCUAUGAGGCCUUGCAGGGGACGGAGUGACAGCAUGUUUGCACCCUGCCACCUGUGACCUCCUCCUCUUCCUCCUCCAUCUGUUUGGGACCAGUGACUUCCGCCGGUGGACUCGCUGCAAGAGGAUGUCAACUGAAUCUUGAGUGCACAACUCUGGCCUGCUGACAGAUAUGAUGGAUUUUUGUCACAGCGGAGGGCUACAGUGGACUUCUGUCUCCCCGACCCCUCGCCCUAUGAAGUAUUGAAGCCUUUCUUUUGGAUUAUCUUCUCCUGCACUUGCACCUGCUUUAUUCUGUGUGUCUUUUUCUUCCCAUUUCGUUUUAUAAAUGUGACUUUUUACUUGCGUUUCCUCUGGAUUCUCAACCUUUUCUCCUCUUUUGCGUUUCAGUUUUGGUGUGGUUUGGAUUUGCGCCUGCUUUGUGUUUCUGAAGCCACAAGUUCAGUGUGUCCAAGUUGAGUUUGAGUCCACUUCCAGUCCUCAGUUUUGAUCUGAUGGUGUUUGUGUUUUUAUUAAGAGUUUAUUGUUACUAAAUGUCAGGAGUGUAGCCUUUGUCCAGGGGAGGUGUUGGCACCAGUGCAAUUGUGAUAAAUGUUCAAAUUUGAGUUGAAUUUUUUUUUUCUUUUUUUUUUUUAAAUGUGAGUUGAGGAGGAGUUCAUGAUGACAUGUAUGUAUGAUGUAGGUUCUACUUAUUGAAUGUUUCCACCAAGGAGAAGUGCUCAGGAUGGCUGUUGAGGCAUCAGAUUUCUUUUUCUCAUGCGUGUGCUUUCCUCUCCUUAAUUUUCAUGCCUUGCUUUUCCAAACACCCCCCCCCACCAGCCCAUCAAAGGAGCAGAAAUGGCUAAACCCAGUGUGGAAUGUUGAUCUCUCUCAAACGUACCCCGUUCGCCAACAUGCAAAACGACGGUUCAGUUCACUUUUGUGAUUUGACAGGCACGUCAGGCAGGAUAAUGAAAGCUGAGAUGAAUCCAGUGUAAUCCAGUCUGAUCUGUUUUGUUUGACUGGAGAUUUACGGAGGAUUAAGGGACAACUAAGAGUCAAAAUGGCGGAGAUAUCUAAUGUAGUCUGUCACUGUGCUACAGGGGGGUUAAGACAGUUAUCCAGUUGGAGGAGAAAGGAGAAGUUGUAGGAUUUAGACCCAUGAGUCUGGUUGUGACACCUGCUUGCCCUCUUCAUGUCGUCGCACAGGCUGAGUCGUCAAAUGCAGCUACAACAACAUGCGCUUUGAAGGGAUUACAGGUGAUAAUACUCAACCCGCUCCUGAUGGUUUCAUAUGUACAAAAAGAAGCAACCCGUCAGUCUUUUCAUGCUACAAAACACUACAGCACAGGCUCUGCAAAGUCUGCAAACACCAGACUUCUGUUUCCCCUCACAGCAUCUAACACCUCAGUGUCCUUCUGUCAGACCUUCCACCAGUUUACACGGAAGUCGAGCUCCGACGCUCUGGAUCUCGUUUCGUACGUGUUCGCUCUCAAACACUGGAGUGAGGUUGGGGAUUAGGACAAGAGGGCAAGAGGUGGAUCUACAGUCUGUUCUAAUUGACGCCUGAGAAAUUUCAAAAAAACUGUUUUGACAAUGACUGUAGCUCAUAUAAUUAUUGUAAAUCUUUUCCAUUUUUCUUUCUUUCUUUUUUUUUUUUACAAUUAACCGAUAUAAAUGAAUAUGUACGUAUGAAUAAAUAUAUACCUAUAUUA